Drosophila kikkawai is the source of this 356-nucleotide messenger RNA. Its product is annotated as large ribosomal subunit protein bL33m. Gene Ontology annotation, biological process: translation. NCBI's taxonomy places the organism in Eukaryota, Metazoa, Arthropoda, Insecta, Diptera, Drosophilidae. The record is from RefSeq and is a predicted model, not a curated record. Gene Ontology annotation, cellular component: mitochondrion.
UUCAACUGUCAGCUGUUUUUUACUUGCACAACAAUUCUGCUGCAAUAUUUUUCCAGCGUUUUUAACAAAUUUACUAAAAUAAAAUGCGGCUGACGAACGUUUUAUUCAAGAAAGUGAAGAGCAAACGCAUUAUGGUUGUGCUGGAAAGUGUGGUCAGCGGACAUCAGUACAAUGCCUUUCGAGAUCGUUUAGCUGAAAAAUUGGAGAUAAUACGCUUUGAUCCUUAUAUUCAACAGGAGAGCCUCUACCGCGAACGCAAGAAAAUUCGCAGCGCCUAGUCGAAAAUACCCUAUUUACGUUAAUAUUUGCACUAGAAGCUAUGCAUUUUUUUUAAUAAAUUUAAAUUUUGACAUUGA